GCAGUUGUUUACGAAACUUGGAUGCAUUCGCAACAGAUCCGCAUCGCAGUUUGGCAUAAAACAUAUUUAUAGUCUUUGCCCAUUGGAAGGUCGGUCGGUUGAUCGGUUGGUCGGUUUGGGGGAGCAUGAUGAACGUUGAUCUGCAGCAAGAGCGGGCGUCGGCCACAAUUGAUAGCGAGGACUUUGCCCAAUGGUGGGCAGGCGGCAAAACGAAUCUGGAGCAACGUCGUUCAUUGGAAAGUCAAUUUUUCAAUGAUCCACAAUUCGAUGAUGUUAUCCCAGCCAGUUGUCUGUCCUAUAAGGAACGCUAUGAGCACUCGGUGGCCAGGGGUACACAAUUUCUACAUAAAUUGAGGCAAUGGUUUAGCGAAAAGCAGGGCAAAAAUAAUGUCUGCGAUUUGAAUACGUUGCAAGAGUUUCGUUUCCUUUUGUCGGGUCCAUUGGGCACGGGUUUGUUCCAGCAAAGUUUCCCCCUGCGUCUGCAUUUCUCCAUGUUUGUGUCCACCUUGCUGAAUCAGGGCACUGAGGAGCAGCAACGGAAAUGGCUAAGCCGAGCCUGGCAUAUGGAUGGCAUAAUUGGCACCUAUGCCCAAACGGAACUGGGUCAUGGCAGCUAUAUACGUGGCCUAGAGACGCGUGCCGACUACGAUGCCGAGCAUGAGGAAUUCAUCCUGAAUACACCAAAUCUUACGGCAUACAAAUGGUGGCCCGGUGGACUGGGCCAAACGGCCAAUAUGGUCGUAGUCUUGGGCCAACUCUAUGUGGGCGAGAAACAUUGUGGCCUACAAUCGUUUCUGGUGCGCAUACGAGAUGAGCAGACACAUGAGCCCAUCUUGGGCGUGGAUGUGGGUGACAUUGGACCCAAAUUGGGGGCAAAUUGUGUAAAUAAUGGUUAUUUGGGUUUCCAAAAUGUACGCAUUCCACGCGAUCAAAUGCUUAUGAAGAAUGCCCAGGUCACCAGCGAUGGCAAGUUUAUUCAAUCCGGUCAACCAUUGCUACUCUAUGGCACAAUGGUAUUCGUAAGGGUCAUAACGGUGCGGGAUGUGAUGUUUGAAUUGCUGCAGGCGGGCACCAUAGCAACUAGAUAUUCCGCAGUGCGACGCCAAAGCCCCAUUGAGCCAGGGAAACCGGAACCACAGAUCCUUGAUCAUCUUACCCAGCAGGCGAAAAUCUUUCCUCAGUUGGCACGUGGUGUUAGCUAUCGUCUAGUUGCGGAUUGGCUCUGGCAAUUCUAUCAAAAUGUCAUGCAAACACUAGAAAAGAAGGACUCUGCUCUAGCGUCCGAUUCCCUGGCCGAGCUUCAUGCCGUGAGCUGUUGCCUAAAGGCUGUGGCCACACAGGAGGCCAGCGAAGGCAUUGAUAUACUCCGCAAGGCAUGCGGUGGACAUGGUUAUAUGGCAUCGGCUAAUUUCGAUAGCAUCUAUGGCCUAGCCACUGCCGCCUAUACCUAUGAGGGUGAAUAUACGGUGCUCCUACUGCAGACUGCACGUUUUCUGGUCCGCCAAUAUGUGGAUAGUCUGAAGCGUAAAAUUCUGCCGGGCAGUGUUACAUAUUUGCGUGAUGUCUCGCGUCUGGUGUGGGGCAAAGAUCUGGUGGAAAAUUGUGUGCGCUCUUUGGAAAUCGCUUCCCUUGAGCAAAUUCGUUUGGCAUGGCAAUGCCAGAAGGAGCAACGCAAGCGAGGACUAGGCGUAGAGCAGUCUAACAAUUUGGCUGGCAGACAGUUGGUGGCGGCGGCAACAGCCCAUGCCCAUGCCUUCCUAACCAGGACAACAGUGCGGGAAUUGAGGCGAAUUGUUUCGGGGCUGAAACCAAGUGUGGCCGGAAUUUUGACUCAAUUGAUGGAACUAUUUGUAUUGGAUACGUUUUUGCGUCAGGCUGGGCAGGUGCUGCGCUGGAACAGCAUUAAUGGUCGACAAUUGAGACAGGUGGAACAAAGAUUUGAGCAACUUUUGUCGAAGCUGAGACCCAAUGCAGUGGCCCUGGUGGAUGGUUUUGAUUUCCAUGAUCGAGUUUUAGGCUCCACUCUGGGCGCCUACGAUGGACGUGUCUAUGAGCGCCUUAUGGCAGAGGCACGACGCAAUCCACUCAAUCAGGAGACGGUCAAUUCCAGUUUCUAUAGCCAUUUACAGCCCAUGAUGCGGGGCAAACUGUGAAAAAUAAAUUGUAAAAUUGUUCUUCUUCUUUGUCGAA
Drosophila willistoni is the source of this 2190-nucleotide messenger RNA. Its product is annotated as probable peroxisomal acyl-coenzyme A oxidase 1. Gene Ontology annotation, molecular function: acyl-CoA oxidase activity; FAD binding; fatty acid binding. The record is from RefSeq and is a predicted model, not a curated record. Gene Ontology annotation, biological process: fatty acid beta-oxidation using acyl-CoA oxidase; lipid homeostasis. NCBI's taxonomy places the organism in Eukaryota, Metazoa, Arthropoda, Insecta, Diptera, Drosophilidae. Gene Ontology annotation, cellular component: peroxisome. The coding region runs from base 126 to 2153 and encodes 675 amino acids. The transcript is spliced from 2 exons.